UCGAUUUUGGCCGCGCGCGCGCCGACGGCCCUUUUGAGGCUAAAUCUUGUGCCCUUUCAUCCUGCUAGCUUCUCCUCGAGCUCGCUCUGGCACGGCACGGCACGGCGGUCGAGGAAGAGGCGCACGAGGGCGAGCAAGACGGGGCACGCACAUCGACGACGGCAGCAUCUCACAAAGAGAGAGAAAGAGAGAGAGAGAGGCAGGGACACAGCGGGCUGCGUAAUCGACCAUGGCGACGCAAGACGGCUCUGCGUUGGUGGCCCAGCAGCAGCAGCAGCAGCAGCCACCGGUGUCGCAGCACCCACUCGAAUGGACACAGGCCGACGUCGUCUCAUGGCUCGCCACGCUGACGCCGACGUCGAACCUGUCGCGCUCGUACGGCGGCCUGUUUGCUGAGAACGACAUCGAGGGCGAGGCGCUGAUCAACCUGGACCCCGACUCGCUCAAGGAGAUUGGCGUCGGCAGCAUCGGCCACCGCCUCGUCAUUCUCCGCGGCAUCUACGACCUCAAGAUACGCUGGGCGAUUGAGCUCGACGAGGGCGACUGGCGGCCCGACGACUCGCACCAGAGCUCCGCCUCGACGAGCUAUGGUGGUCCGGCCGGCGUCCAGGCGCUGGGCAUGGGCCAGGUCUCUGCUGAGCACAUGCUCAAGGCCCUCAAGGAAAGAGACGAGCGGGUGCGCGCACUCGAGGUCGAGGUCUCCCGGCUCGAGGACUGGCUCGUGAGGUAUGCGGCCGCCGCCGGCAGCACCCGGGUCGAGAACCUGCAGGCAUACAUUGCGCCGAACCACAUCUACAGCUUCAUACCCGCCGAGAUGCUGCCUCGGCGCUCGAUUCAGCACCAGCAGUCGUCGGCUGCCUUUGAGCACGGCAUGGCAUCGAGCAGCAGCCAGGGCCCUGUGCCUGUGCACACACCCUCGAGCGCAUACAGCGGGCCAACGACGGCGACGAGCCCGGGCGUAUUUGCCGAGCCAGGCAGCGCCAUGUCCCUGUCCGACCAGGACGCGCGCAACAUCAAGACGCCCACCACGUCCUCGACAAGCGCAUUCAGCGCCGCCUCCAACGAGCAGCAGCAGGCGCCGUCGAGCUCGUCUCCGCUGGCCAGCAUUGGUUUCAGUGGCACAUCCAACGGGCCAUCGGUCCCCCCUUCAGGCGAGGCAGCGACAGAGGCCAGCACACCCAGUGCGACGCCCACGAGCGCAUAUCCGCCUGGCUCUUCCGGCCUCACCUCGGGCUCCAUCGACGUGCAGAGGCUCGCGGCCACGCCCACGGGGCCCGUCUCGUCGCUGUCGCCAUCGGCCACCUCCUCCUCGUCUGCAGCGGCCCUGGCUUCUCCAAACGACUCGCUUGCGCUCAAGACGCCUUCGUCUGCCACCACCGCCGCCGCUGUCUCCUCCACCCGAUCUGCAUCUGCAUCUGCAUCUGCAGCGCCCGACGCCGGGGCCAAGCCAGCGACGAGCGGUUCCAGCGCUGCCACGACGGCGAGCGGCGACAACCUCUACAAGUCGUUCCGCGUCACCCUCGACGACCCCUGCCACAAGGUGCUGCCGGCUGCGCUGCGAAAGUACAAGAUCUCCGACGACUGGCGGCUGUAUGCGCUCUUUAUCAGCUACGGCAACUCGGACAACCCCAUUGAGCGGUGUUUGAGCUACGACGAGAAGCCGCUGCUGCUCUUCCAGAAGCUCAAGGAUGCCAACCAGAACCCCGUCUUUAUGCUCAGGCAUCAGAACGAGGUCAAGAGUCCGAUUGCGAUUGCAAAGGCAAAGGCGGCCAAGAAGCAGCAGGCCAGCGCUGGUGGUGGUGGUGGUGGUACGCCCAGCACCUCGCCAGGCGAGUCAAAGAGCAGUGCCGCCGCAGCCAAGGCAAAGGGAAAGGUGGCCGACGCCGUCGCCAGGCUCGGUGGCGCCACCGGAAGCAAGGACAAGGGUGGCGGCGGUGGUGGUGACGAAGCCGGUGGCAGCGGUGGCGCAUCAGCAAGGGACGAGGCUGGCAGCAAGAAGCGCGACGAGAGCGCUGCACCGAUGGUCAACUCGCCCCCCGGACAGCCCCUCAUCACGGGCCCAGCGGCCGACCUGGCGGCCAACAGUCGCAAAGCCGAGGCGUAUGCGAUUGCCAUCUACCUCUACUCGUCAGAGAGGGACGACGAGUUCGACGUCAACGUCGGCGACACUUUCAUCGUCCUGUCCAAGGCAAAGGGCUGGUGGAUCGUGCAGCGCGACACCCAGGCCACUGGCACGCCCGACGUCACGGGCGUCGUCCGAAAGGAGCCCGAGACCGAGGGCGAGUUGGGCGAGGCGAUCAACGGAGGCGAGAUCAAGAGUGGCUGGGUGCCUGCGGGCUGCCUCAUUGAGACGAGCCGGCCGCUGGCAGCGAUUGUUGAUGUGCAGGCCCUUGCGACAACCGACAAGCCCGGUGACGGUGUCAUGGCCGCUGCACAGGCUCAAGCCAUCGAGGGCGGUAAUGUUGGUGACGGCGGCGAUGCCUCGGCGCCCUCUCCGCUCUCGUCUUCGGGGACACCGUCACCGGACAAGGGCGCCCUGUCUGCCAAGAUGGCCCUUGCCCCCAUUCCACCCCAGCUCAUCACCUCCAGCAGCACGCCGGGCAUCCUCCUCAUGGACUACAAGGCGCCCCAGGACGGCAUUCCCUCGCUGCCUGCCGGCACACGUCUCCGUGUUUUCAAGCGCUACAACCACUGGUCCUACUGCGUCGUAGAGGGCGAGGGCCACGCAAGGGCGUGGAUGCCCUCGUGGUUCAUCUCCAAGCUCAGCGGCAGCAGCUCUAGCGGACAGUCAUCGAGCAGCCGCAAGCUGGGCGCUCCUUCGUCCUCGUCGUCUUCUGCUGCUGCCUCUGCUAACCCCACUGCUGCCAGUUCGAGGAACGGGAAUUUGCUCACGCAGACUGCGCAGAGCCUGCCGUUUGCCAGCUCCUCCAAGCCCGGCACCGAGGGGCAAGGCACUAGGACGGGCUCGAUUCCGCUCCUCUAGACCCGCCGCUGUAUACAUCCACAACACAACCCCUCAUGUAUUGCUCUCCUUUCUCCCAUAAGCCCACAACUUUCCAACUCUCAUCUCUCCUCAAUGCUGCAAUGACACAUACCGGUA
Messenger RNA from Acaromyces ingoldii, 3100 nucleotides. RefSeq lists its product as hypothetical. Bases 230 to 2983 code for a protein of 917 amino acids. The record is from RefSeq and is a predicted model, not a curated record. Gene Ontology annotation, molecular function: protein binding. Lineage: Eukaryota; Fungi; Basidiomycota; Exobasidiomycetes; Exobasidiales; Cryptobasidiaceae. The transcript is spliced from 2 exons. Gene Ontology annotation, biological process: signal transduction.